CCUCCUCCAUCACCUCCCCGCGAGUUACGCGCACAGUGCAGCCCGGCGGUGCAGUCGGCUCAGCCCUGCCCGGCCUCGCUCCCCGCUGUCCCCCGCCGCCGGGAUGCUGCCGGGUACCGCGGCCGGGCGCUGAGCCCGGGCAGCUCCGCCGCCCCUACUGCAGCCCCGGGCGGGUGAAUCGCGCUGCGGGUCACCUUGCAGGGAGGAGGAGGAAAAUGGAGGCCACUGCCCCUGUGUGACCUGUAUCUACACUACAGCAUAAUACAGACCACCAUCCAGCUCUCUGACACCUCCCAGUAUGGAUGGUUUGAUUGAGCAGAACAGUGUGCACAUGCACAAUAAGAUCUCUGAGGCUGGGAAAAGGAAUGGUUUAAUUAACACAAGGAACUUAGUAGCGGAGAGCCGAGAUGGUCUGGUGUCGGUGUACCCAACCCCACAGUACCAGAGCCACCGAGCAGGGAGUUCCCCGAGCUGCCUGGAGAAUGGCAGGAAUGACCCCGUGCAGCAGCUCCUGGAUCCCAACAUGCUGCAGCAGACCGUGGAGUCCCAUUACCGUCCCAACAUCAUCCUCUACUCAGAGAAUGUUUUGCGCUCCUGGGGUGAGAGCAUCAACUCAGAGUGCUGCGAAACCACCUUCAUCGAGGACCGCUCCCCUACCAAGGACAGCCUGGAGUACCCAGACAGCAAGUUCAUCGAUCUCUCAGCCGAUGACAUCAAGAUUCACACCCUCUCCUAUGAUGUGGAGGAGGAGGAUGAUUUCCAGGAGCUAGAGGAGAAUGAAGGAAGAAGAAGAUGAGGCAAUGUCUGGGGAAGGACCUACUUGACUGGAAUUGCUUGAAGCCUCUCCUUCUAGCCCAUUUUCAGUCUGCAUUUCAGUGCUGUGCAGCCAGCCCAGUGCAGUGCUGUGGUUUUCACAUUUCUUCAAGAACCAGACUGAUAUGAGCAAGUUGCUGAGCAGCUGUGCUCAGCAGGAGGGUUCUCAGCAUGUGGAGUAACUGGUGGCAAUCCAGGAAGGCCCAGACUCUGCAGUUGGUACUACAGGAAAAUGAGGAGAGAAAGAGAGAUGUGCUCAACAGAACAAGGCCUGCAGAAAGGGUUAACUGCUAUGUUGUGCUCCUCUGGUCUUCACCUGGACAGAUGCUGUAGAAACAGGACUGGAUACAUAAGGGACACCUGGGUUUGGAUAGUACAGAGGUUGGCUAGAGACAUAGCUGCACAUCCUUUUCCUUUUUUCCAAGAAUGGGAAAAAAUCGUCUGAGGGCAGCAGUCACUGAGUGAAGAAAUGAACCAUGCUGGAUCAUUAACUACAUAAAAAAUGGCUUAUCUGUUAGAAUGAGAAAUACAGCAUCUGAAUCAUGCAGCAUGCAUCUGGUCCAGUAGCUUUUUUCCCACCCAUUACUGACAAGAAGCAAAUGCUUUUUUAAAAUCCUAAUGCACUCAAAGUGGAGUGAAAAGGUUCAGUACAUGGAUUGGGAGCGGAAGUUAGGAGAACAGUAAGAGAGGGUAAUACAGGAGAGUUGUGUAGAGUUUUGCUUCCUCACUGUUGAGACUCAAAGGAUUUGUUUCCUUCAUCCAUUUGUUCAAAUCAUUGGUGUUUUCAACAACCUGCCUGCAAGGAGGCAUCUUAUUCCUCUCCCCAAGCCUGGGGACUCUGAAAAAUCCCCAGUGUGGCAGGGGAGCAGGAGACAUGCAAUGGAGUGAUCCUGACAUUCACUGGCUGCUGCACUGUGGGCACAUGUAACUUUUGCACUUCCUUGCCAGCAGUGUUCCUCAGGUCCUGGAAUGUAAUGGUAUUCAGACUGCAUAUGGAAAUCAUCACAGUCUGCAAAGAAAACCAUCUCUGAAACAGCUCUUAUUAGUGCACAUACACCCCCAUUUUGCUCCAGCAUUUAUCAGGCUUGAAAGCAGAAUGCUGUGUGUUCUGUCAAAGAUUUAAACUUCUUUCUCUGCCCAUUCUUGAAAUACGAUUCCCUACUUGGGUAUCUCUGGAACUCUUACGAAUAUCUUAUGAGUCCUUUACAUCACAAUUAAUAGGAAGCCAACUUGUCAAAUGUGGUGGCAGUGAAAUAUGUAAUAUCUAAUCGUUCCUAGCUGAAAUAUCCUCCUGUUAGAGCUCAUAUAGUGCUAUCCAGAAACAACUUUUGUCAUAUUAAUGUACUGGCUACUCUUUCUCUUGGCCCCUGUAUAGAUAGCUUAUUUAGAGAAAACCAAGCUAUUGAUAGCAGAAAAUUGAAUUAUUCAUAUGUGUCACAUAAAAGAAUGCACCUCAGCUCUAUGAUUCUCUUAAACCUCUUUUUCUCCAACAAUGUCUGAAAUGGUCUCUGGAAAGUGAAAUAAAUGGAAUCUUCUGGGGAGUAAAAGAAGAAAAGAAAUAUCUGGCUUUCAAGCUAAGUCUUCCUUUCCCCCCCCCCCUCCCUUUCUCUAUGAAUUGUCAGCUGCUUCUGUGAGAACUCAUCCCUUUGACAUGAGCAUAAAAGCACAAAGAUGGAAAGUGGAUCCUAAGCCAUGUCUUGCUCCAUCUUA
Messenger RNA from Coturnix japonica (Japanese quail), 2523 nucleotides. RefSeq names its product synapse differentiation inducing 1 (gene SYNDIG1). Gene Ontology annotation, cellular component: intracellular membrane-bounded organelle; excitatory synapse; postsynaptic density membrane. NCBI's taxonomy places the organism in Eukaryota, Metazoa, Chordata, Aves, Galliformes, Phasianidae. The record is from RefSeq and is a predicted model, not a curated record. Gene Ontology annotation, biological process: synaptic vesicle clustering; positive regulation of synapse assembly.